Molecule: messenger RNA, 2901 nt
Organism: Penicillium angulare
Lineage: Eukaryota; Fungi; Ascomycota; Eurotiomycetes; Eurotiales; Aspergillaceae
Exons: 2
Coding region: 1-2901 (966 amino acids)
Biological process (GO): fatty acid metabolic process; biosynthetic process
Molecular function (GO): medium-chain fatty acid-CoA ligase activity; phosphopantetheine binding
Source: RefSeq, a predicted model, not a curated record
AUGAUGCCCUCCAGCGAACUACACGGACCCCCCCUUCCUGACGACGAAAAGUCUCUCCACGAAGUGUUUUAUCAGAAUGUCAUGAAAUACCCGGAUGUCGUGGCUCUUGUCAGUACCCAGCAAUCCGCUACCCUCUACGGAAUCCAGAGCUUGCCCACGGCCGGUGCGGAGCAUGAAGUGGACUAUCUACGAUGGACCUAUCGGGACCUUGAUUGCGCUAUACAGCGAUUCGUCAUUGGUUUACGAAGUCGAGGCCUGAAAAGAGGUGAUCCAUUGGUUAUGUUCAUGCCAAACACCGCUGAAUAUGUCAUUGCCACUUGGGCUGCGUACCAGAUUGGCUGCGCUUACAUUCCAAUCAACCCCAAAGCCCUAUCGAAUGACAGGGAAAUACGGCAUAUGCUGCAAGUCGCGAUUAAAGGAUGCCAGUCGGAUUCUAUGGCCAUCAUUGCCGGAACAUCCGAUAUUUGUACUCGUAUCGAGGAGUUCACGUCUGGGUUGAAAUGCACCAGGAUAUUGGUCGAAGGAGACAUGGAUGGGUGGGAAUCUUUUGACGAGUUGAUGCAAAAACCAGCUUCAAAUUUGCAGCAAAGUGUUACCCCAGAUUGCCACUCAGUACCGUCGAAUCAGACAAUUUUUUUCACUAGUGGAACGACAUCACUCCCAAAGGGUUGCAUUAUGCCAUCGGCGUAUGGGUUUUCGGCCGCCUCAUGUUGGCGUCAAAGUAGUGUUCCUAUGAUGCCUGGGGAUCGGGUCUUAUUUACAUUGCCAAAUAACCAUGGGUUUGGUUGGCUUUGUAUUAUGGCUCCAUUCCUUAAUGCAGCCACUGUUGUGCUCCCAGGGCCGAGAUUUAUUCCAGAGGCUGUGAUAAAAGCCAUUCAGGCGGAGCAAGUGAACCACGCUGGAUUAGUGCCAACUAUGCUGCAUGCCCUGCGCACCACGCCCCUUUUAACCGGGAAGUUAAGCUCCCUUAAGCGAAUCGUCAUGGGAGGCUCUCCCCCAACCGAGGAGGUUAUUAGGAUCUGCCUCGAUACCUUGGGUGCAUCAGGAGUGGAAAAUCUCUAUGGUAUGACCGAGGGCAUCCUUGUAUCUUCAGGCGUCGUCAGUCAGGUCAGUGGCAUCAUCAAAGAUGGAGACGUUUCAAUUGGCACGCCACUCCCUGGGAUGUCCGUGCGUGUAUAUGCCAAGGACAGCAAGGUCCUAGCUCCGUUUGGUGACGCUGGAGAGAUGCACUUCUCAGGUUCAAGUUUGAUCAAUGGAUACAUCGGAGGAGCCGAUGGUAACUUUUACAGCGAGGAAGAUGGCACCCCUUGGUUCCGCACUGGUGAUAAAGCCUUUAUUGGUAGCGACAAUCGCCUCUAUCUGAUUGGCAGGUACAAAGACACAAUCAUCCGCGGAGGGGAGAACAUUGAACCAUCGGCCAUCGAAGCGGUUUUGGGUCGGUCCCCAGGAAUCAGUGAUUUCCACCCUCAGGUUGUACGCGCACCGGACAAUGUGGCUGGCGAGGUGCCUAUUGUCGUUGUAAACCAGAAGGUCGAUGAUAACACGGGAAAUAAACUCAAGAACAUAAUUCUGGCUCAGAUGGGGGAUCUUUAUGUCCCGGCAGAUGUUAUAUCAAUUCAGACACUGGGACGCGAAGAAUAUCCAAGAACCAUGGCGGGUAAGGUCCAGAAGACCAAGCUGGAAGCUCUGGUCAAGAUAUACUGGGAGCGCCAGCAAAGAGAGGACGUACACACUAUCGAUGGGCCCAUUUCAGGCACCCAGGUGAUGCAAUCAUUAUGCAUGGCGAUCGAAAUAGAGAAGAGAAUCUCCAUUGACCUCUCUUCUCGCGUGAUUGAGCUGGGAGUUGAUUCAAUUUUAUCGAUCGCAAUUAUCAAGCGUGUUCAGAUCGAAACAGGAGUGUCGUUACCAUCAUCUCUGUUCUUUACACAAGCAACAGUCGGGGCAAUAUGCCAGCAGAUCAGUUCUAUUCCAGACACAGCGGGUUUUCUUCAUUUUACACCCGUCAUGGAGGACGCACCUACCGAUGUGUGCUUUUCGGUCCUUCUCCAGGGGACUCCGAGACCAGGCGUUCCCUCUCUUUUCCUCGCUCCUCCUGGCUCGGGAAAUGCCUUCGUGUACAGAACACUGCCUAAAUUCUUCAAUGAUUAUGCAGUGUACAGCUUUGGCUCUCCAUUCCUUAUGACCAAGUCAGAAGCUUCUUGGACGAUAGAAGAAACUGCCACCAUUUACGCAAACACUAUUGUUAGCAUUGACCCCGUUGGCCCAUAUAUACUAUGUGGUUGGUCAAUGGGAACAGCCACGGCAUACGAGACCGCAUACCAGCUGCACGAAUGGGGAAAGCAAGUUCUGGGAAUAAUCAUGCUGGACUUGGCAGUGCCUCGGCAAAACCUUAAUUGCCCGAAAGCAACUGUCGAACUGUUUGAAAUGAUGGGAGUAUUCCCUCCAAUCCGCCGCGAAGGAAAACCCGACGUGGAGAUUCCUUCCUUUCGUAAAAAGCACCGAGUGGCCGCAUAUUACGCGAAAAUGAAAUAUAUGCCUCGUCCCUUCAACAAAAGUGAUGCAAAACGGCCGCGGAUAUUUGUUAUCUGGGCCGGACAUGGCGAUCAUGACAGGAUGGCAGACAUGGUGUCUGAAGCACUGGAGCUUGAGAAGAAAGUUGGACCAGGGACAAGGUUGAAACUUAGCGAUGACUGGCUUCAAGUUCCGCGUGAGUCUUUUGAUGCUGGAGGCUGGGAUGAGAUGGUUGGGAAAGAGUAUGUGGAGUGGGGUAUCGUUGAAGGCGCAGAUCAUGACACGCUUAUAGAGUCAGAAGAACUAGUUGUUUUCACGAAAGGCUUGAUGGAACAGACAAUGGAUCAAUGGGUGCGAGAAAUGGAUAUUACGUCCAACGGUUCAUGUUGA